Molecule: messenger RNA, 2523 nt
Organism: Thyridium curvatum
Lineage: Eukaryota; Fungi; Ascomycota; Sordariomycetes; Thyridiales; Thyridiaceae
Exons: 3
Coding region: 1-2523 (840 amino acids)
Source: RefSeq, a predicted model, not a curated record
AUGGGCUUCCUGAGCUUAUUCAACAAAAAGCCUAGCACCGGGAGUCAACCUCAACUCCUUGUCAAAUCGCAACCCUAUGAUAGCGUUACCGCCUCUUCGCCGCCUCAGAGAGGAACCUACCCGGUGGCUGGCAACGGGCCGGACGUAUACGAGACCUUGUCUAAGUCGUCCAAAUUCCGCCUUGCUCACCAGCCCGCCGAGGAAGACGCAGCACCGGCACCGGUAGUACGCCGUGUCAAAGACGAAGAUGUUGGUCGGCCAAGGACAGCGCCGCACGCCGCGCAUCCCAGUUCCGACUCGACAAAGCGGUCAACACGCAGAAGAGACUCGCUGAAGAGUACCUCCGUCUCAUUGCGCAGGCAAAGGGUCGACAUCCCGGUGCCUGUACUAAGUCACUCCCGCAUACAGAUCAAGCCCUCGGGUACUCAUGCGUCAACACUGCGACCUGCCCCGGGUCUUCUCCGAGGACAUCGCCGUGAUCAUUCCUUGCAAAGCGAAAGCAGCAGGACCUUCGUCGAUCUGCUGGAUGCUCAAUCAGAGAUACAGCCUGCAGAUUUCCGGAGUCGAGUCCAGGCUACGGGAGCGAGAGACUACGGAGAGGAUGUCGCAGACCGCAACAUUGGCCAGAACGGGGUGAACCUGGACUCGCUGCCGGUUCGCGACUAUUACGCAUCCUCUGUGCGCAGUCAGCCACUGCAUGACGACGAGAAUCCUCCUCGAGCGCGUGUGCGUCGGGUCUAUGAUGGCCAGACUCCUUACUCGACAAAUGCUAAGCAGGCAGAGCCUGGUUUAAGAACCAAGAGCUUGAAUUCGUCAAAUGCCUUUGUCUUUCCCAAGCGGACAACGUCUCGGGUCCCGCAUCGGAAGAAUGACGAUGAAGCCGCGCUGACGGCCUUCCAUAAAGAGCCAGCACGGGACGAAAAACAGGAUCAUCUCCCAAACGUAGAGACGCGCGUCUCAGAGCUUCCGACCCUUCAGCCGGGCAGAGAGGCGGUUCGAGACCUUUCUAUCGGUGCAUCUACCGGACAGAACACUGCCCUCCGAGCGCCUGGUCGAGAUCGCAGCUACAGUAACCGGACGACAGCUUCAAACGCCGACAGCAUUCCGCCUGUGCCCAAGUUGACGUCCUUGCAUAAGCAACGUGGUGUUGACGGUGAAAGCGGCCAACGCUGUGCAAAAACUGUCACGAACGGCCAGCAUGGGAAACACAAGCUUAAAGAUGCGUCUCGGCAGCAUGGUCUUGGUGUAUCUGAGUCAGAGGACAAGCGGAUAGCGUCGAAGACGGACCUUCGUAAGGCCAUGGCUUCUGUUUCUAAGGCCGGAGACGAGAAUGACGCAGCCUUUGGCCGGCCGGUACCCAGUCAGGCGCAGGAUCCUUGGGAACAGUCCAAUCCCGACGAGGAUGCUGCACCAUAUCCUUGUAUGUGCUCUUCCACGAUCCCCUGCUACCUCGAGAAGUGGGAUUUGACUGACACAGUUCCCCAAACAGAUGUCAAGACGCGUUCCCGCAGCAAUAGUCGCGACGACUACCCGAAGUCGAUGGGAUUUUUGGCACCCCCACCUCAUAGAGGCAAGACAGACGAUAUGGACGGGCAAGUCCCAAUGCGCACGAGUUCACUUCGCCACUGGUCUUUGACCUCAAGCCCGACUGCAUCGAGCAUGGGAUCUAAUCCCUUUCCCCGUCCUCAUUCACGCCACACCCCCAACACCUCGGUAGACCUCAGCAACACCUUGACGUCGAUAUUCUCCUCCAGCAGGAGCUCGUUGCAUAGCAAUUCAGCCGCCUGCUCCUACGGCGGUAAAUUGCAUAGCCCCUAUGUGCCACAGUCCGGCACCUUCAACAUCGACGACUAUGUUUCGGAGGACGAUGAUGUCGACUCGCCACGCAGGACCCGUGGCGAGGCGGAGAAGGAUCUGCUAUUCAGCGAGGCUGGCUAUGGAUUCGGCCUGCCCGGCCUCUCGGACUCGUUCGCACCUCGCUCAACGCUUCAGAAACGGAACCCCCGUAGUCCCAGGGGUAUGAACUCGAUGCCUACCUUCCGUCAGGCCCACGGCACCAGCAGCGCUCUUCGAUCGUCGUCGCAGUACUCGCAGCGCCAGAGGCGGCGCUUCCACUCCGAGCCGGCGUACGACUCGGACGAAGAGGACGACAGCAGCGACGCCGACUCGGACGACUCGGACGACGACAUGUACGCCUCGAUCCCGCUGGCCCCGGGCCAGGACCGCCGCGCGCUGAAGCGCCUCUCGGCCAUCGAGAGCGUGUACGGUCCCAACGGCUACGGCGGCAGCGUGGGCGACGAGGUCAUCGAGGAGGAGAAGCUGGAGAAGAUCGACGUGGCGACGGCGGUGCGCGCGCGCAAGGAGGCCAAGGCCAUGCAGCGCGCCAUGGCCAUGGCCAAGACGAGGAGCCUGGGGGCCCUGGGGACCCCCACGGAUGCGGAUGGAACCAACAAGAGGAAGAGCAGAAAGGCCGUGACUGCCGCGGCUGGUGAAAGCGAUGGGAACCAUGCUGAUGUGGAAUAA